Messenger RNA from Ylistrum balloti, 666 nucleotides. RefSeq names its product C-type lectin domain family 4 member E-like. The record is from RefSeq and is a predicted model, not a curated record. Lineage: Eukaryota; Metazoa; Mollusca; Bivalvia; Pectinida; Pectinidae. The coding region runs from base 1 to 666 and encodes 221 amino acids. The transcript has 3 exons.
AUGUCUACCAUUGUUCAGAUGUUUGCGUUUGAGGAUGGGCAUUUAGCUGGCGGAUACAGCACUCAAAACUUCAUGGAAACUAUGAAUAACAUUCGCCUCCUUAUGUUAUGUGUGGAAAUUUGUCUCAGGAACAUUGCCUGUAUGAGUGUUUUCUAUAACACAGUCACCAGGGCUUGUAGACUUCACAGCAACGUGUUCUAUAACUCCGAUUUCUUCGUCAGUGAAACAGGAUGGCACUACUACAGAGCAGUCGGAGAUCCUAAAUGUGAUGUUUAUAACGGAUUUGUCCAUCAGCGAGAUGCAGGCCUUUGUUAUCGGGCAGAAUCUGAUCUUCUCACCAAGACGCUUUCAGAUAGCGCAUGUUCAGCGAGAAAUUCCACGCUAGCAAUUCUGAACAGCGAGAAGAAACAAAAUGUGGUUGUCGGCACACUCAGUCUUAUGUCUAGAGAAAGUUUCGUUGGAUUCUAUAUAGGAGCAACUUUAAAUACAGGUAACUCUCAGUGGUAUUGGAGGGACGCCACCCUGUUGGUAUAUAACGCCUUUGAUGCAGCAGACGACAAACUGGUGUCUGAAACAUGUGUCUUGAUGGUAGCAGAUGUUUCAUACAAAUGGUAUUCGGAGGCGUGCACAUACACUGCUGGAUAUGUCUGUGAAGUUGAUCUUUAG